GAUUUCCUGAACUGCUGCCCCCCUUUCUCUUUUAUACAUUAUAUGCGCUCGCCAUCGCCCGUGUGCUGUCCUAAUAAUCUCCCUCAACAGCCUUUAGCUUUAUUCCCUGACAACCUUUAUUUUUAUUUAAAUCGUCCUGUUUCGCAUCCCUGCAUCCAGUUUGUCCAUCAUUUGAGGCAGUCAUGAGUACUUGUAUGGAGAAUACAGACUGGGACUUCGUCUUGCAGUUCGUCUCAGAGCCUUUGGAGAUGGAAUUUUCUCAUGUGCCUGAAAGGCCCGUCGCAGAACGUACACAUUCGGCGGUACCUGUGCAGGUACCAACACCCCCCGACUCGUUUACCUCGUCACCGGUUGACCCACCGGGAGAGGAAGACGCACUCGUCUCUGUGUCCACAACGUUCUUUCCUGGAGCAAACAUCUGCUCACACCCACCAGAUCUCGUGCUGCUGUCAUCCGACUCUAUAUUCUUUUAUGUCCACACGCGCGCGUUGCUUGGAGUUUCUCAAAAUAACUUUGGCGGUCUGUUACCAAUGUCAUCCAAAGCCACGGCCGGUCAGCUGGGUCCAGUCUUGGUGGUCUCAGAAUCUUCUACCAUUCUCAAUAUCGUACUUCACGCCGUAUACGACAUGACAUGCUCCCAUUAUUCUCCUUCAUUCGAGUCCCUUGCAACAGCAUUAUCGGCACUGACAGAUUAUGGCGUUUCUCUCAAGCGCCACGUUGGCCCUUCUUCUGCCCUGCACUCGCUACUUCUCUCGCAUGCACCUCUUUACCCCUUGGAACUCUACGCAUUAGCUGCUUCACACGACCUCUACGACCUCGCCGUUCCAACUUCAUCUCAUUUGCUCUCCUUUUCCCUCGCGUCCUUGACAGAUGAGAUGGCGGACAGAAUUGGCGCAAUAUAUUUGAAACGAUUAUUUUUUCUCCACUUUGGCCGCGCAGAUGCUUUGAAACGUCUCCUCCUACCACCACCUCAUCCACAUGCCCCCACCAAUAACUGCGAUUUCACCGAGCAGAAGAGGCUCACAAGGGCCUGGGCUCUCGCAUCCGCAUAUCUCGCUUGGGAUGCCAGACCAGACUUGUCCACAAACGCGAUUGAAUCUGCUUUGGCACCUCUAGGUGAUCAGCUAUCAUGCGAGCUCUGUCGAAAAGCACUUCGAGACCGGCUGAAGACGCUGAUUAUACAAUGGUCGGCAGUCAAGAGGACUAUCUAACUUGUAAAACGGCAUCAUUCGGAAGAGAUAUCUCUCACUCUGGACGGACAUACCCCAGGAAAUGCGCGCGCGCACUUCAUCUCUCAUUCCUUCAAUAGAUCGUAUCACUCAUCCCUUUCAUUUUUUUCACCGCAUUCAUCGUGUAACACUGCUCACUUUUUGUAACAUCAAUUGGAACUGUUCACUUCGGUGAACACUGCCACCGAGUCCAUCAUACACGACCUGUACUCAUUAGCUACCCUUUCCGUAAAUAGUCAGUCUUCACAAGUUUGUACUCCAUGG
Molecule: messenger RNA, 1493 nt
Organism: Suillus subaureus
Lineage: Eukaryota; Fungi; Basidiomycota; Agaricomycetes; Boletales; Suillaceae
Exons: 4
Coding region: 183-1211 (342 amino acids)
Source: RefSeq, a predicted model, not a curated record